Mesorhabditis belari is the source of this 1281-nucleotide messenger RNA. The record is from the annotation of a GenBank genome assembly. Lineage: Eukaryota; Metazoa; Nematoda; Chromadorea; Rhabditida; Rhabditidae.
AUGUUUCACUUUUCCAAGCUGCCCUCUGAGCUGAAGCGUUCCGUGCUUCAAUCGGACCUAUGGGCUGAGACAAGGGAGUUGUCGCGAGCUAACCGGGACCUCUGCUCACAUGUUAUUCUCCAAUCAGCCACCCUUCCCAAGCGAAUCAAGGAGAUCUGCUUUUCUGCCCACACACCAGCCUCAUUUACCAUUUACGUGCCCUACAAAUAUCUGGAAAAUCCGUGCGCGAAUGCCGAUCAAGUGCCCCGUUUUGAGAUGCCCUCAAAAAUUGGUCCCUCUCACACGGCCUACAUCACAGCCUUGAUGCGGAUGAUUCACAUAUCUCAACGGAUUUACAUUCGAUUCGACUCUGACGAGACAGCAACGGAUCCCGGAUUUCUCGAAAAUCUCCGCCAUUUCUUCGCCGAGUUGGGACUGCUCUCGAAUUUGAGAUGUUGUCAACGCUUUGAAUGCUAUGCCCAUCCAGCUGUGGCCACCAUCAUACUCGCACACCUCGACUCGCUCAGCUGUGUGGAUUUGUGUGGAGUUCACUUUGCAUACAGUUGGCUUGACUUCCAAGUGGGACUCAACUCUUUUCUCAACGGUCACUUUCCUCGGCGAUCCCCCGAUCAGACGGGCGUUCUUCGAGGAGUUUUCGAUCGGGAUGAUGCUGGGCUUCCAGUUGGCAUUUUUGGAGAGAUCACUGCUUAUUCCUAUCUUAAGGACAUUGUGCGGAUCGUCGGUGAUUCUUCAACAGUCGACCGUCGAUCGUCGGACUCGAUGAUCGCUCUGAAUGAGGCUGAUCGGCAGAGAAUAGCCACGCUCGUCGGGUCACUUGACGCUGCCAAAUGUCCAAUCCUACCCCAAAACACGCCUACAGGGGGACCUAGAAUGAACGCCGGUUCGGCCCCCAGCGGUACGUGUUCAGACCCAGAUGCCAAUUGCUAUAGCUGGGCGGGUGUCGAUAUGUGUUGGAUUGAUCUGGGUGAGCCAAGCUCCAAAUGCCCACCAAAGCCCGCGCCAACGGCUCAAGUCACCUACAGUCGAGGCCAUGUUGAUCCACUUGAGAAGGGUACGUCGUGUCCAGAAUCUUCCCCGUGUUUCAACGAUGGAACCUAUGAUUACUGCUACAUUCCCAACUAUGCAAGUGAUAGCAAAUACGGCUGUCCUCCUGUUCCCGAAAAUAUCAGCUCUGCCGGCUAUGAGGCCAAUUAUGUGAUGCCGAACGACGAGGGCAAAUGUGCUUCGGAUGAGACGUGCUACGUGGCCGGUGGUGGUGGCGCCGAGGAUCGUUGCUAUUAU